CUGGAAUACUAUAAAUUUGUCACCUUUCCCGCAUUCCUUUCAUUCCACACAAACAUCCAAAUUCACAUUUGGAAUAUUUGAUAAAUAGAAAUCCCACUUCAAAAUCUCCUAAUUUAAUUUCAGGAUGAAAUCUCCCGGCGUGUUCUUGGUCUCUUUGAUGACAGCUUUGGUUACUUUCUCCCUUCUUUUGGGUUGCUCAGAAGGUCGUCCCCUUGAUAUUAUGAAGGUCCAUGGCGCCUCCACCGCCGUCUUGGGUGGCGGAGGAAAUGCAUGGGAUUUGGCCUGGUUGACUCUGGGUGCCGUCAAGGGUGGAGGGCCUAGUCCCGGCGGCGCAGGCCAUAGGUUUUUCACGGACGGAGGAGUCAAGGACUCCGGCCCCAGUCCCGGCGGCGCAGGCCAUAGGUUUUUUACGGACGGUGGAAUCAAGAACUCUGGUCCCAGUCCCGGCGAUGGACACCGGGUUGUCGCCGGUAACCGUCAGUGAGCAAUGAAUUAAACCCGCCGUUAUAUAGAAGUACAAUAUUUUUUAAUUCAAAUUUGUAUGUACACAUCAUUACUUCGUUCUUUAUUCUUGUUUCUCGAUUAUUUGUACCAUGGGUUUCAGCGAAUCCAAAUCGCUAAUGGUUAAGUGAUUAGACUCUCACAACUGAGUGAUUUAUUCAUGCAAUUUUGGUAUAAUAAAUAAAUAAAGGUCAUUGCUCCGGAUAGCUUAUUGGAAGUGGCUGAUAUUCUUAUUAAUUUGCUUACGUGCC
Molecule: messenger RNA, 752 nt
Organism: Cuscuta epithymum
Lineage: Eukaryota; Viridiplantae; Streptophyta; Magnoliopsida; Solanales; Convolvulaceae
Source: the annotation of a GenBank genome assembly